Molecule: messenger RNA, 1975 nt
Organism: Cannabis sativa
Lineage: Eukaryota; Viridiplantae; Streptophyta; Magnoliopsida; Rosales; Cannabaceae
Product: G-box-binding factor 4
Exons: 3
Coding region: 295-1407 (370 amino acids)
Biological process (GO): positive regulation of DNA-templated transcription
Cellular component (GO): nucleus
Molecular function (GO): DNA-binding transcription factor activity
Source: RefSeq, a predicted model, not a curated record
CACAAAUUUUCGAAUUAUUGCAGAAACUCAGGUGGUCACUGGGUCAGUACUAAGACCAGUUCUUUAUUCAUUUAUUUCCUUUUUAUUUAUUUUUUUUCUCCGAUCCCAAUCUCUUAACUGAUUUUCUUUUCUAAAUUUUAUUAUUAAAUUAAAUUAAAUUAAAUUAAAUUAGUAAUUAUUGAAGAAAAAAAAAGCCCAAAUCCUAACUUCACCAAACCCUAGAGAGAGAAAAUCGAGAGUGUUGGUUGGGUUCUAGAGAGAGAAAGUUCAAGAAAAAGCCCUAACAAUUUGGCUAUGGCGUCGUCCAAGGUAUUGGCGUCGUCAAAUUCGAGAAACUCGGAUCUCUCUCGAAAAUCAUCUUCUGCUUCUUCUUCAGCUGUUAGAAGACCCAAAUUAUCGAUCUCUGAUCAACAAUCUAAAAUCAACGGUGGUGAUCGCACUGUUAAAUCCUCUUUGGACUCGAUGACCGUCGAUGGCUACCUUCGCACUGAAGCCUCAGCUAUCAGUGCUGAGUCUACUCUUUUAGAUGCACAAAUUACUCUGAUCGACCCGACUCCGACAACCUCCAUUUCUGCUGCUGCGGUGGCAGUGGCUCCUGGAGAUUUGAAUUCCGGCAGCAUUGGCUCAUCUAGUGCUCCUAAGACUGUUGAUGAAGUGUGGCGGGAGAUCGUAUCUGGAGAUAGGAAGGAGUGUAAAGAGGAGGAGCAGGAUAUGGUGAUGACGCUUGAGGACUUUUUACUUGCCAAAACUGGGAUCGCUUCUGUUGAGGAUGAGGAUGUGAAGUCUCUUCCUGCUCCGAUAACAGAGAGGUUGAGUGGUGGACUAUUUGCUUUCGAUUCGAUCCCGCCUAGUCCGUUGCAGGCGUUGGACAAUGUUGAGGGUUCGAUAAUUGGUUUCGGAAAUGGUGUUGAGGUGAUCGGUGGAGGUGGUGGUGGAGGAAGAGGGAAGAGAGGGCGGAAUGUUUUGGAACCGUUGGAUAAGGCUGCGCAGCAGAGACAGAGACGAAUGAUCAAGAAUCGAGAGUCGGCUGCAAGGUCCAGAGAAAGGAAACAGGCAUACCAGGUUGAAUUGGAAACAUUAGCAGUCAAACUUGAGGAGGAGAACGAUCGGUUGCUCAAAGAGAAGGCUGAGAGAACUAAGGAAAGGUUUAAGCAGGUACUGAUUACACUUCUGAUCCAACCUCGUAGUAACUUUAUAUCCAUUGUAGAAGAAAAAUUUGUUCGUAAAUUUCUUGUUCGAUUUAAUUAUACUGAUCCUCAAGGAACAAUAAAACAAAUAAGAGUAAGAAUAAUACUGAUUCAAGGAAUAACAAAAACAAUUAAGGUUGAAAUUUAUGUCUAUGCUUUGAACAAUUUUUCAAAUGAAAUUAGUGGUGAAGCAUCCAGUUUAUUACUUUUCUAUUGUUGAAAUGGGCAAACAAUUACAAUUUAAACUAGUAUAUUCAAUGCUUUUGUGAGGUGGGUAGUUUUAGAUUUCCUCUGAUACUUGUGUGCUGUAGACUAGACAAAGUUCACUUGUCAUUAGUUAUAGCAAACUAGCUUGUGUUGAUAAUUAGGUGCUUAUUUGACAUUGAGGGACUGGAAGACAUGUGCUUGGUAUUUAUAUAUUCAUUUCGGGUUGAUAGAGGAUUAGCAGGACUAGACAAGUAUUUCUUUUGGAAGGUCAAUUGUUUCCAGCCAUGUACAUUGUUAGGUACUUGGUAGUCUUUUUAUUACUUCUUUUGUUUGGGUGAUGCGGUAUCUAAAAAAUUAGAAUACAUAAGGAAAUUUAGCAGUAUUCCGAUCAAGGUCAAAAUAUAAGGAAUAAAGAAUAAUCAACAACUGAUAUGCUGUGUUUUUCUAUUUUGCUGCAGCUAAUGGAAAAAAUCAUACCAAUAGAAGAGAAGCAAAGACCACCACGUAUUCUACGAAGAGUUCGGUCUUGGCUAUGGUAGGAAACAAGACCGAAAGAAACAGAAAAAGAAAGGAAAAAAAAA